This is a messenger RNA of Nezara viridula (southern green stink bug), 4968 nucleotides long. The record is from the annotation of a GenBank genome assembly. Lineage: Eukaryota; Metazoa; Arthropoda; Insecta; Hemiptera; Pentatomidae.
CUUAAAUGGCAAAUGGUUACCAUGAAAAAAAAUAAUAAUGAAUUAUAAGAAGUAUUGAAUUCUCAACCAUUUUUAACAUAAAAUAGACCUGGUAGUAAAUUCAUCAAAACUAAUCAUAUAGGAAUCAAUUUAACUAAAAAAAAGUUUACAAGUCUUAAAAUUGAAUUGAAGUUAAUUGAAAAUGUUGUAGGUAGUUUCUGCAGUUUGUAAGAAAAUAAGGAUUAUAUGGGAUAAACAAGGUGACUGAAAAUAAAAUAGAAAAGAUGUUAAAAUAUCAGAAGUUAAGGAAUAAAAAUGUUCUAUUGAAAACUCCAAGACAGCGGUAUAGGUAUUUUAAUGAUCACACUCCUCCUGAUCAACAAGAUGAUUACGAUGAUAAUAUGGAUGGAGACGAACCCAUGGACGAUGAAAAUGAUGGUGAAUACGGUGGAGAUUUUAGGCAACAGAAGCCGAGAGGCCGGGGUGGAUUCAGGGGUAGAGGUGGUAUGAACAGAAUGGACUUUGGUUCCAGAGGACCUCCUAUGGGUCAAGGUGGGCCACAUGGACCUCCUCCUCGAUUUAGGGGAAGAGGAUUUGGUCCAAGAGGACCUCCUCCUGGUUUCAGAGGUCAUGGUCCACCUCCUUUUGCUGGUGGAGGACCCAGGGGUCCAAGAUUUCGUGGAGGACCACCUCCUCCUGGAUAUGACCCUAACUGGGGACCGAUGCCGCCCGGUGGUAUGCCACCCCAUGGAGGACCACCUCCGCCUCAUAUGAUGGGUCCUCCUGGAGGACCAGGGAUGGGGCCACCUCCACCACAUAUGAUGGGACCCGGAGGACCUCCAAUGGGAAUGCCGCCACCAGGACCAUUUGGUCCGCCACCAGGAAUGACUGGACCUCCAAAUCCAAAUGGUCCACCUCCUAUGAUGCCACCACCAGGGAACAUGGGCGGUGGUGGAGGCGGAGGACAAGGCCCUCCUAGCGGAGGCCCAGGACCUGGUCCAGUUCAGGGUCCCCCAGGUCCAGGGGGUCCACCAGGCCCAGGAGGACCGAUGGGAGGAGGUUCUGGCCCACCGAUGAACAUGCCUCCUCCCAACAUGACUGGUGGUCCUCCACCUCAGAUAGAUCUUUCUGGAGAAGUUUGGGUAGAAGCUAAAUCAGCUGAAGGAAAAUCCUAUUUUUAUAAUGCACGUACUAGGGAAACGACGUGGUCCAAGCCUGAGGGUCAAGUAAAGAUCAUCAUGCAAGAACAAGUUGAAGCAAUGGCUCAAGCUGCAGGUGUGAAUCCUGGUGGCGGUCCAAUGGGCCAGGGAAUGCCACCGCAAGGGCAGCCACCUCAACAGCAGCAGCAGCCACCACCUCAAGGGAUGCAGAUGGAUCAAGAUAAGCAAGGUGGGCCUCAGAAUGGUCAUGAUCAGCCACCACAGCAGUCUCAACAGCAGAAUAUGCAUGGUUUCAUGCCAAACCCAACAGGCAUGCCACCACCUGGGUCGAUGCCACCCACAGGGAUGCCACCUGGAGCGAUGCCACCUGGUGGAAUGCCCCCUCCUGGUGGACCACCUGGAGGACCUCCUCUUCAACCUCCUAUGGGAAUGCCUCCUCCAAUGAUGCCUCCCCCUUUUACUGGAGGACCUCCGGGUUAUCCUGGUGGACCUUUUGGCUUACCUCCACCUGGUUUUCCAUUUCCUGGAGGAUUCCCUCCUCCUUGGGCAGGGAUGCCAAUGGGGCAGGCUCCUCCGACUGCAGGACCUCCUACUAUAUCAGCUCCUCCAAUUACAUCUGGGCCCCCACAACCAGAAGAUUCGUCAACUCCUCAGAUUGACCCCGAGAUAGUUGCUAGAGCUGCUGAAUGGACUGAGCAUAGAGCUCCUGAUGGCAGAUUUUAUUAUUAUAAUGCUAAAGCUGGAGAAUCCGUAUGGGAGAAACCACAGCCUUUAAAGGAUUUAGAAGUUGCCAAGCAAGCUGCAGCACAAGGUGUGACUACCACUAUGCCCCCAUCUGCAGCUCCUAUUACUCCGCCUACUUCUAGCACAAAUAUCAACAAUACAAAAACAGAAGAAAAUGAGUCAACAUCAGAUGAUGAAAAUGUCUCUGCACCAACAGAAAAAAUUGUCAAUGGAGAAGUCAGCAUGGAGAGUGAACAAGAUGAAAAACCAGGAACACCUACUUUGACAAAUUCUAACACUGCUAGUGAGGAGGACAAACCCAAGUCUGUUUCAACUACCAUACAACAACCUCAGCAACAGCCACCAUCACAGCAGCAAGAGAAACCUACUCAGGACAAAUCAAAGCCAGUAUCAAGCAAUCCUGUUCCGGGUACACCAUGGUGCGUGGUAUGGACAGGAGAUGGCAGAGUUUUUUUUUAUAAUCCUUCAUCUCGCACAUCAGUAUGGGAAAGACCUGAAGAACUAGCUGGCAGAUCAGAUGUAGAUAAAUUAGUUUCAAGUCCACCCGAAGCUGCAGUAGAAGCUGGUGUCAAGCGGGAAGCAAGCAAUGAUACAGAAACGAAUGUAUCUAAAAAACAAAAGGUUGAGCAACCACAACCUCAACCAAAACAAACCGUCGAGGUCAAAGAAGAAAAGGCUGAGAAAAAGGCCAUUGACAUAGGUAAAGAAGCUGCCAUGGAGGCAGAAGUAAGAGCUGCUAGGGAGAGAGCAAUAGUUCCACUAGAAACAAGAAUUAAAUCUUUUAGAGAAAUGUUGUCUGAGAAAGAGGUUUCUGCUUUCAGUACAUGGGAAAAAGAACUUCACAAGAUUGUUUUUGAUCCAAGAUAUUUACUACUCACUUCGAAAGAAAGGAAACAGGUCUUUGAAAAAUAUGUGAAGGAAAGAGCUGAAGAGGAAAGAAGAGAAAAGAGGAACAAGAUGAAAGAACGAAAGGAAGAAUUUCGUCGCCUAAUGCAAGAAGCGAAUCUUCAUGGAAAAUCUUCAUUUGCUGAUUUCGCUACAAAAUAUGCUAAAGAUGAAAGGUUUAAGAAUGUUGAGAAGAUGCGGGAAAGAGAAAGUCUGUUUAACGAGUAUAUACUUGAAGUAAGAAAACGUGAAAAAGAGGAGAAAGUGCAGAAAAGAGAUCAGGUGAGAAAAGACUUUUUCUCGUUACUCAAAGACUCAUCUGAUGUCGACCGCCACUCAAGAUGGGGUGAAAUCAAGAAGAAAUUGGAUUCUGAUCAGCGUUACAAAGCUGUAGAAUCAAGUGCUCAAAGAGAAGAUUGGUUCAGAGAGUUCAUUAAACAGUUAAAGGAUGAAAGAAAAAAAGAAAAAGAUAGAAGAGAGCGUGAGCGAGAAAGAAAGGACAGAGAUAGAGAUCGUGAAGAAAGAAGAGAAAGGAAAAAAGAGAAAGAAGAAGAAAAGGAAAAUAAACCAGAAAAAGAAGUUGAGGAUGAAGAAAUGAAAGAGGUUGAAGAUGCUGAAAAAGAAAAAGAAGCACGUGAGAAAGAGGCUGCUGACAAGGCUGCUCGUGUUGAGGCAUCUCUACGAGAACGUGAAAAGGAAGUACAAAGAACGUUAGCUGUUCAUCUUAGGGAUCGAGAUACAGAGAGAGAAGCUCACAAACAUGACGAAGCAGUACAACAUUUUAAUGCUCUUUUAGCAGAUCUGGUUCGAAAUUGUGAAUUAAGUUGGAGAGAAGCUAAGCGUCAACUUCGUAAGGAUCAUAGAUGGGAAUUAGCUGAACUUUUAGAUCGUGAAGAAAAAGAAAAACUUUUUAAUGCACAUAUCGAACAGCUUACUCUAAAAAAGAAGGAAAAAUUCAGAGAAUUGCUUAAUGAAACUCCAGAAUGUUCUUUAUCAUCAAGUUGGAAAGAAGUAAGAAAGGUUAUCAAAGAUGAUCCAAGAUAUAGUAAAUUUUCUUCUAGUGAUAGGAAAUGUGAACGAGAGUUCAAAGAAUACAUUAAGGAUAAGCUAGUUGCUGCUAAAGCUGAUAUGAGAGAACUUUUGCAGGAGACAAAGCUGAUAACCCACAAAUCUAAUGCUUUGGUCGAAGAGAAUGAAUCACAUAUGAAAGAAAUAGAAGAAAUGCUUGAGAAAGAUAAAAGGUACCUGGUGCUAGGCCAUAUUCCUGAUGAAAGGCGAGAAAUAGUUAAAGCAUACCUUGUAGAAUUAGAAAAACGGGGGCCACCUCCCCCUCCGACGGCCUGCGAUCCUUCAAGGAGGUCAUUAAAAUAAUGUAGACAUUUACUACUUUUUACAGGGAAAGAAGGUAAGAAGUAUAUGCUAAAAGGUUUAUUUUCCUUUUAUGUAAAAUAUAUUUCUUUUUGUAUUUUAAACAAUCAAACCUGUUGUAUAUAUUUAUAAUUUAAUUUAAUCUAUUUAACUAGUUUCACUUGUUUAUUUUUGUUUAUAUAUAUAUAUAUAUAUAUAUAUAUAUAUAUAUAUAUAUAUAUAUAUAUAUAUAUAUAUAUAUAUAGAUAUAUAUAGAUAUAUAUAUAUAUAUAUAUAAUUGAAAGUACUAAAAAGUUUCAUAAAUCAAUAAGAUUAAAAGUUAAAAUGUAUUUUGUAUCUUAAUUUUUUACUGUGACAAACUAAGGUGAUAUGCAACCAGCAUCUUUUGACUAUCUCUUGGAGUUUUUUCAAUAAAAAAAUCAUUUGUUGUGGUUUUAGUUUCACAUUAUUCAUUUAUAUCCUGUUCUAAUGUAUAUCUAUUCAUAUGAUUAGAUAAGUUUAUAAGUUAUUUAUAUUUGUAUAUUUCCCAUUUUGUUUUGUAUUUUCUUAGUUUAUUUUUUUCUUUUUUUUUAGUUACUGAAGGAGCUAAGAUGUAAACAAAUCGAUAACAUGUUAAUUUAUUUUUUACCAUUGUUUUGUAUAUAAACUCCAUUAAUCACUUUUAUCAAUAUUGUGAUUGAUUUAAUUAUUAUUAUAAGAUUAACUAGCUCUGAAGAACUGUCCUGUCAUAGUGCAAUUGUACAAAUUAUUUUUUGUUUUUAAUUAUUGUAGUAGUACAUUGUCAUUAGUUUUAUUCUCGCUACACAAAUAAUUGUAUGUAUGUUUUUAUUAC